Messenger RNA from Spodoptera littoralis (African cotton leafworm), 252 nucleotides. NCBI's taxonomy places the organism in Eukaryota, Metazoa, Arthropoda, Insecta, Lepidoptera, Noctuidae. The record is from the annotation of a GenBank genome assembly.
AUGCACGGCCCGGGAAUCAAACCCAAAGCUCCGCGGAUACACGACAGUGUACCGCACGCCGUGGUAGCUAUAUCGCGUCACACUGACAGCUGUGUCUACUACACGGACAUAAAUGAUGACGCAGUCAGCAAAAUAAUCAGACGGGCGCUGGGUGAGGGUGAGCAGGGAAUCCUGGACUAUAAUCUAAAAAUGGGAGUCAAGAAUAGAGAUGCGCCAGUUGUGGGCGCCCUUCUGGGUGGAGACGGUUCGUAA